AUGUCCCGGGCGGCGGUGCGGGUGCUGCGGCUGGGCGCGGUGCCGUACGCGGAGGCGCUGAGGGUGCAGGAGCGCUGUAGCGUGGUGCUGAGCGAGCCGGCGCAGCCUGUCUACACCUGGGGGCUGCGGGGAGCGCCGGGAGCGGCGGCGGCCGCGGCGCUGAGGGCCCGGGGCGCGGCGCUGGUGGCGGCUCGGCGCGGAGGCCACAUCACCUUCCACGGCCCCGGGCAGCUGCUCGCCUUCCCCGUGCUCGACCUGCGCCGCCGCCGCCUCCCGCUCCGAGCCUACGUAACCGGGCUGGAGGCGCUGGUGCUGCGGCUCUGCCGCCGCCUCGGGCUGAGCGCGGCCCGAGCCCUCCCGCCGCCCUUCACCGGGGUCUGGAUGGGUGACAGCAAACUCUGUGCCAUCGGUGUGCACUGUGGGAACCACAUCACCUCGCACGGGCUGGCGCUGAACUGCUGCACUGACCUCACCUGGUUCGACCACAUCGUCCCCUGCGGGCUGGAGGGGAAGGGGGUCACCUCGCUGAGCCACGAGCUGGGGCAGCACGUCGCCGUCAACCACGUCCUCGAGCCCUUCCUUGACUCUUUCCAGGAGGUGUUUGACUGCACUUUGGUCUCUUUGGAAGAACCCGGGGAUUAGGAUUGUUGUGGUGCCUUGGCUGGCUGUUUUGGCAGAGCCACGAGCAUCAGGGCAGCCCUGGGCAUCUCUGUUGUGAGAUGAGUUCUCGUGCCUUUGCCUGUAGACUGUGAGUGGACAGUGGCACAGCAUUUCAGGCUGCUGUUUCAACAUCCAAACCUCCACUGGGGCCAUUCUCUCUGGCCCCGUGAGCCUCCUUCCCUCGUCUGAGACCUCCAUGGGUACCACAUCCCCACAUCACUUGCUGGGGAAGUACCCAAACAGGUGCUUUUGUGGGUCUUUUUCUGCUUUUUGCCCCACAAAAAUGAAAGAUUUGUGUGAAUGCUCAUGAAUUCACAUGAAUUCAUGUGGGUCGAGCAUCCUUCCCUUGCUGAUGGGUAAAAAGAAUCAGAUUUUAUA
This is a messenger RNA of Pseudopodoces humilis (Tibetan ground-tit), 1038 nucleotides long. The record is from RefSeq and is a predicted model, not a curated record. Lineage: Eukaryota; Metazoa; Chordata; Aves; Passeriformes; Paridae.